Pyricularia pennisetigena is the source of this 1917-nucleotide messenger RNA. RefSeq lists its product as uncharacterized. Lineage: Eukaryota; Fungi; Ascomycota; Sordariomycetes; Magnaporthales; Pyriculariaceae. The record is from RefSeq and is a predicted model, not a curated record. The transcript is spliced from 2 exons. Bases 1 to 1917 code for a protein of 638 amino acids.
AUGCUCAGCGGCCGCGCAUCCUCUUACAGCAGCAGUAGAAGCGGUAGCGGCAGGAGAUAUAGAGCCUCGGGUUACCCACCCUCUUCGACCUUUCCGUCCUUCACGAGCUACACAAACGGCACCACACCCUAUUCCUCUUCUUCGUCCACCUCCUCGCCAGCAUUAGCCUCGUCUCUGGGUCACCACCACGGGAACGAGCACAAGGCAGCGGCUGCUUCCACAUCUGCCAUCAUGUCGGACGGACAUUCGGAAACUAGUGAGACGCCCACACGGAAGCGUAUUGCUGUGGCGGUUCAAUCUAUGCAUCCUCACUCGAUCCAGGUGCAAACCACCUUGACUGACAUGCGUCACGCCAACGAGAGCGGAAGCUCUACAGCCCCAAACCCCCACCUGGAGGUCGGCUACAACAUGGAGGCUUCACGGGCUGCCGCCCAUCGGGGCUCCAUGCCACCCCUGCAGAUGCCUACUUAUGCCGUCGACCUCUCGGCCGAGGUCCCGUACCAGCCGAGACCAUCGUACUCGAACGGAUACGGCAGCCGUCCGACGGCGGCAGCGUCUUCGUCGUACUACGCCGCAGGCAGCGGCACCUGGAGCGGCUACUCCACCGAGGACGAGUACCAGACGGCCGCCCCGUACUAUGCGGGCGCCAUGGCUGACAUGUCGAGCUACGGCGCGUGGGGUGGCAGCAGCAGCGGGUCCACAUCUGGGACUAGGAGCAGCAGCAGGUCAGGACCAGCGGCUGGGAGCAUGUACGUGGAUCCAUCUGCCCCUGCCCUGCAUCAUAACCAUCAUCAUCAGCAUCCUCAUCAUCCUCACCACCUUUCUUCCCUGGUUCAUCGGCCUGCUCCUGCCAUCACUGUCUCGGCUGGUGCUGCUGCUGCUGCUGCUGCUGCUGCUGUGACAGCGCCGAUGCCGUCUGCGGCUCAUCUUGCGGCUCUCCCCGGUGUUUGCCAUCAGGGGCAGGGCAUCCAGCAGAGCUACUCUGCCAUUCAAUACCCUUACCCUCCAGCAGCCCCAGCGGGCGUGGUUGGCCACCAGUCCUGCAGCGUCGUCUACAUGCCGCAGCCCACGGCCCUCAGACUCGGCAGCAGUCACUUCACCCCCGACGCGCUGCCGCACGAGCGUCUCACCACAAGCCCUUCCAACUCCCCCUCCCCGCACUCCCAGCCCGCAGAUGCUGCUGCUCCCCCGGCUGCUCCUUAUUCGGUCCAGCACAUGGUCAAGACUGAAACCUCGGCGUCGCCGGGCCCAAACUCCAACCGGGCCUCGACCACCAGCCCAGCCUGCUCCUCGGGAACGCCGAGGACGAGCAUCGGCAGCGUCGGUGGCCAGGAGGAUCAGAGAAGCCGAGAAGGCGAGGUCAAAGAAGAUGAAGAAGAGCUUCAGCAGCAACAGCAGCAGCAGCAGCAGCAAGAGCACAAGCAGGACCGGGCAGACAACUCACCGACCGCCACCACCACCACCACCACCACCACCACCACCGGCAUGCCAGAAGUUGCUAACCACGUCCCCCACGCCAUCUUCAGUGACGCGAUGCACGGCCCCUCGAUGGCCGGCUACGAAUACGGCGACUCGGCCAACUCGUCGCCGUACCACGGCCACGCGGGCCCCUCGACCGCCGCGUCGGGCUCCAGCCCCGCUCCCGCCAGCCACAGACGCGGCAUUUCGUCGUCCAUGGCCGCCGGCAGCGCCUACGCUUCGCUGCCGACGCCCCCGCCGCCCAGCAGCAGCAGCCACCACCACCACCACCAUCAGCACCACUCUCACCAUGGGGCGGCGGCCACAGCCGGCCAUCACUCUGCCUACAAUUACUCGCACUACCAGGGCUCGGGAUACCACCACCACGCCGCCGCUGCUCCCGAGCACCACCACCAUGCUGCGGACCAUCAUCGCUCUCCGUUGGGACAGCGGCGUUAG